AUGGGACUCGAACAUUCCCCUGAGAAAACCGAUCGCCAGCGCAAUGCUCGGCAAAGCGCCGACUCACCGCCGAGUCUCGCUGUUCUUCGCAGCCGAAGAACCCGUGCGAAGACCAGUCUCCAGAUUGAAAUAGAUGCUUUGAAGAAGUUCGAGAGGAUCGAUGACUCUAACCGUCUCGCGAUCUUGAGCGCCAAAUCUCGAAUCGACGGUCGAGUCGAAGCAAUCCGCGAGGUGUGCAGGCAGGCGUCGAGCCACCCGCAUCUUCCCGAAAACGAAGUGGAACGGGAAUCCGAAGAGGCCGAGACCGCAAUCGAAGUGGGAAUCUUGGCCAGAGGGAUCAUCGAUGGAUUACUCGCAGUAGAGCUGUUCGAGAAGGCCGCCACCUCGUCGUCAUGCCAGUCGUCUUCGCCGUCGAUCGUUCCCUCCGGCCAGCAAAGUGCCGCGGUCUCUGGCGAUGACGUCACCGGCCAAUCGCGCAUCUUUAGCAGACAUCCCUCCGAAGACAGCUCUGGAGGAGCGACAAACACCGAGCAGUCGACGUCAGUGUCCGCCGGGACAAAUUGCAACAAUCCGAGACUGUAUCUGGACACAACUCCAGAAGUGUUCGAUGGUACCGUUUCGCGAUACAGGUUAUGGCGCUCUCAAUUCACGAACUACGUGCACAGGAGAACACAAGCAACUGACAGCGAUAAAUUAGUUGCCAUGUGCAAACUUCUCUCCGGUGCACCAAAGAAUCUGAUCUGUGAACUGCCACUUGUCGACAGCAAUUUCGAAGUCGCUCUGCGACUGCUGGAUGACAAUUACAGCGUUCCGGAGCUCAGGCAACAAGAAGUGAUCAACAACACUACGAGAGUGCCAAUCGUUCGAAAUGUCAACGACACGGUGAGACUGCGCGAGCUCUUGAAUGACACCCAGCGGACCAUUCUCGCCUUGGAGGGUGUUAAUGUACCACUACAGAGCAUCGCUCUCACGUAUGAGCAAACCAUUCGCAAUGCGCUACCAGUCGACUUAGUGCUGAAUUUCGAGGAUCGUCGGACAACGGCUCUGUUGACCGAUGAUGUUGCCGAUGUGAACCAGGCCGCCGCCGCGGCACGGAGACUAGAAGAUCUACUCUCGUUCCUCAGAAGAUACACUGUUCUCCGAGAGCGAAAGAGUUCGGCCCAGCAGCGAAGUACCGUCGGCGAUCAAGCUACACCCUCUUCAGCUGACCCGAAGGUGCCGAGGUAUCGCGGUCUGCCCCGAAGGCCUCCAGGCCAACCCCCGUUGUCCACCGCGGCGGCCACGACAAAGAACAAUUUAAACAAGGCGUCCAAGACUCGCAGAACGCCGUGUCUCUUCUGCAACAGCUUCGAGCACCUCCCGUCAUGUUGCACAGCUGAUAUCCCGAUGAAGCGGCGGUUGGAACUCCUUGCACAGCGCCGACGGUGUGUAAAAUGUUUCCAGUACGAACACCUGCCGCCACGUCAGUGCUCGGGACCCCGAGAUCCCUGCCGAACUUGUGGCAGCUCGACGCACCACACGGUCAUGCACGGACACUUCAGCGGCCCAGCCGAUUCCAGGACUACUGCCAGCGUCUUGCAGACAGUCGCGGUGGCCACCAGCGACCGUGCAGUCGUCAUGACUGCUACCGCUUUCGUCGUUUUCGGAGACACGAAGAUUAAAGUGCGCUGCUUCUUCGACAGUGGAUCGAUGGUUUCCUUCGUCACUCGCCGACUCAUACGCCGGCUCCCGAACAUUCCCCCGAAGGCCCGCGUCGAUCUUGACCUGCAGGCUUUCGAUAGCCAACACGCCGUCACGACGAACCGUUAUGAUAUUCGAUUAGUGAGCGCUCAUGGCGAUUGCGAUCCAAUUCUCAUUCAAGCUCACGAAUAUGACUUUGGCGUCGACCCUCCGACCAACUGCUCCGAACAAAUGCGAAGACUCAUUCAACAUUUUGGAGCGACGCAUCCCCUGGCCGACCCAUCUAUCGUCAACCAGCUCGACAAUAUUGCUCCUGACCUCCUCAUCGGAGUAGACCAAAUGUAUAAAAUCUUGCAUUUGAACAAAGAAACAGUAAUCGCCGGGGAUCUCGUCGCAAAAUCAUCGCGUUUCGGCUGGCUCGUCUCCGGAUCCUACGGGGCCAACACAACUCGUGGAGACGUUAUUCGAGUUCAGCCAGUGUGCUGUGCCGCCACGGUCUCCAAACCAGCAAAGGAUCUCGAGCGACUCUGGAGUUUGGAGGCGAUCGGCGCUCCCGAGUCGGCGGGGGACCAUCUGAGCCUAGUUGAACAAGAGGCUCUCCAGCAGUUCCGAGAUGGCAUCUCUUACGAGAAUCGACGAUACACAGUUGCCAUGCCGAAGCGCGAGUCGAUCGAGCGACUCUCGAACAACGUCGAGAUCGCUUUACAAAGAUUGUCCGCAAAACGUCGUUCGCUGGCACGCGACCCCGAGUCCUUCCAACGUUACGACAAAGAGAUCAUGACAUUCGUUCAGGCUGGUCACGCCGAGGAGAUCUUCGAUGUUGAUCUCGCGGCUCCCAGUUCUCGUGAUCGUAAAUUCUACCUGCCCCAUCGACAAGUCAUCACUCGAGGGAUCGAUGGCGACAAGUGGCGGAUAGUCUUCGAUGGGUCAUCAUCAGCGGCAGGCGAGACCUCUCUCAACUCUCACCUGUUGGCCGGUCCCAAUCUCAACCCUGAUAUUCUCAAACUGCUAUUCAAUUUCCGACUGCGAGCUGUGGCGCUCUCCGCCGAUAUCGUCCAGGCCUACAUGACCAUCAAUCUCGCUGCUGAGGAUCGCUCGUGGUUUCGCUUCCUGUGGCAGGGACCGGGAGACGGGCGAGUCCGUUGUUUCCAGUUCCUAAGGGUCCCUUGGGGCGCUACAUCGAGUGGAUUUCUGUUGGCUGCGGUUCUCCGAGAGCAUUUCGAGCGAGUCGAUCCAACGGCAACCUACAAACUAGGGGAUUCUUUUUAUUUCGAUGACAUGCUCCGCAGUUUCAACUCGGAAGAUGAAGCAAUUCAAUUCAUCGACAAAAUUAUCCCUUGGAUGCUGCAGGCGGGCAUGAGCCUCGGCAAAUGGAAAUCCAGCUCCCCAACCGUCAUGGAUCACCUCAGCAGUCGUUCGACUUCACCGAAGGCGUCUGCCACCCUAGUCGAAACUGGGAUCCUCAAAGUUCUAGGCAUCGCUUGGGCGCCGGCCGAGGAUCAUUUCCGUUUCCAGCUAUCUGAUAUUGACAAAGUAUCAGAAGCCGAAAAACCGAUCACCAAGCGACAAGUGCUCCGCGUCGUAGCUUCGAUAUUCGAUCCGGUCGGUUGGCUAAUCCCUUUCACAUUACGAGGGAAGCUAUUGAUCCAACAGUUGUGGUCACAGACUCUUCGGUGGGAUGACCCGCUCUCUGGCCCGGAGCUCGACAGCUUCCGGAGGUGGACACAAGAGAUCCCUACCCUUUCUGCUCUUCGAAUCCCGCGUUUGUAUGGGGAUUCUACCAGGAGGAUCUCCGGAUAUCAGUUACACGUUUUUGGCGAUGCCAGCGAGAAGGCUUAUGCCGGCGCGGCAUAUCUCCAGACUUUGUACGUCGACGGAGGCAGCAACUGUUCGCUGCUGAUGUCAAAAUCACGCGUAGCUCCGAGGGAAAAAAUUUCCCUACCGCGCCUCGAGUUAUUGGCUGCUGUGCUGAGCGCUCGCCUGAGGGCUUUCGUCGUGGAAAGACUGGAUGUGAAGCUCGACAAGACGACUCACUACACUGACUCUGCGGUAACUUACUAUUGGUGCAUCGCUGAGGACCCCACACGAUGGAAAACAUGGGUCUGCAACAGAGUCAUGGAGAUUCAGAAGCUCACAUCCUCCAACGAGUGGUUCCACGUCGAGGGAAAGCACAACAUCGCCGACAUCGCAUCGCGGGGGGUUUCGGCCGAAGAUCUCAUCUCAAAUUCGGAAUGGUUCGGGGCUCCUUCAUGGCUUUCGGAGCCUGGGGAUCGUCGUCCGGUGAAACGCCUGCGGGCCGGUUGUGACGAAACGGAGUCCAUUAGUAAGGAACUUCGACUGGUUGUCACUCCCGCGGUCGUAACACCGGCAUUGAUUGAUCUUCAGCGCUUCAGUGGCUGGGAGAAGGCCAUCCGCGUGAUGGCGAACGUGCUUCGUUUUGUCCAGGUCUGCCGCCGCCGAGAUCCCGUUCCAGAUGCCGAGCUUCGAGCACAGUCGGAGUCGCUUAUCAUCAGGUGGACGCAAGCCGCCCACUUCCGGAAUGAGAUAAAUGCUACCCUGGCCCAAGAGCGCCCAGCGCGAACCUCGAAGCUGAGUUUGUAUCGCCUACAUCUGGAUCAGAGCGGCAUCCUCCGCGCUCAGUCUCGACUAAGUGCCUCUGAUCAGUUCACCCAUGAUGAACAGAACCCCAUCAUAAUUCCGGGGGAGAGCCGGCUUGCAACCCUGCUCAUACUUCAUCACCAUCGGCUCAAUGCCCAUUUAGGUGUGAGCACAAUCCUGAAUGCUCUGAGACGACGCUUCUGGAUUUUGCGCGGCCGGCAAGUCAUCAAAAAACUCAUUCGGGGAUGCGUUGUAUGCAACCGAGCACACGGGCCAACUGCUGAUCAAGUCCAACCACCCUUACCAGUCGAGAGAGCCUCCAUCGUCGCCCCUUUCGCAACUACUGGUGUGGACUUUUGUGGGCCCUUCCAUACUCGCUCCCGGGAAGGCACCAUCAAAAACUACAUUGCGCUUUUCACGUGCACCAGUAUCCGAGCAAUCCAUCUCGAACUGGUCCCCGACUUGACGACAGUUCAGACGCACCUUGCCUUGCGUAGGUUCCUAGCAGAACAUCCUGCCUGUCGCAAAUUUAUAUCGGACAACGGCCGAUCCUUCGUUCGGGCCGCUGCAGACAUUCGUCGUCUGUUCGGUGAGACACGCAACCCUCAAGUCCGUGAGCUGCUCGCUCAGCACCGAAUCGAAUGGACCUUUGGCUGCGCUCGCGCCAGCUGGCGAGGCGGAUUCUUUGAGCGUUUGGUUGGCCUUACCAAGAGAUGCCUAACCAAAACUCUCGGCCGAUGUCUAAUAAGUUCGGAAGAGUUCCGAACCAUAAUCCGCGAGCUGGCGGCCACCAUCAACAAUCGACCACUGUCAUACGCCAGCAACGAUCUCGACGAGGCUCGAGCCCUCACUCCGGCGCAGUUCUUGCAAGGCGGACCACCUGCUUCACCCUUGUGCGCCUCAGUACCGCUGGAUGCCCUGGGACCGAAUGGAUCGAUCCCUGACGCACCACCGGGAGAAGAAAAACUCCGUCAAGCUCUAUUGGAACGGACAAACUACUUCAAAUCUCUUUCGUCGCGUUGGCAGAAAGAAUACUUGUUGCUCCUCCGUUCGGCAAAUCUCGAUCGGAAAGGAAAACCCCGACCGUUGAAGGACGACUCCAUCUGUCUACUCAAGGAAGACUCCGUCUCACGAUCCAAAUGGCAUUUGGUUCGCAUACUCCGAGGGAAGCCUGGCCGAGAUGGCGCUGUGAGGACGUAUGCCAUUCGCUUCUCGAAUGGAUUCGAGAGCACCCGGGCUGCUCAGAUGCUGAUCCCUUUAGAGGUCCCCAAUCAAAUGGACGAUACCCUCGAUAACGAGGCUGAAAACUUGUAAAAUAUCCCCAAUAUUUGUGCUGGAACCUCCGGUUCCAGGGAG
Galendromus occidentalis (western predatory mite) is the source of this 5634-nucleotide messenger RNA. RefSeq lists its product as uncharacterized. NCBI's taxonomy places the organism in Eukaryota, Metazoa, Arthropoda, Arachnida, Mesostigmata, Phytoseiidae. The record is from RefSeq and is a predicted model, not a curated record. Bases 1 to 5592 code for a protein of 1863 amino acids. Gene Ontology annotation, biological process: DNA integration. The transcript has a single exon. Gene Ontology annotation, molecular function: nucleic acid binding.